Messenger RNA from Labeo rohita (rohu), 4787 nucleotides. RefSeq names its product QKI, KH domain containing, RNA binding a (gene qkia). The record is from RefSeq and is a predicted model, not a curated record. Gene Ontology annotation, biological process: regulation of mRNA splicing, via spliceosome. The coding region runs from base 250 to 1401 and encodes 383 amino acids. NCBI's taxonomy places the organism in Eukaryota, Metazoa, Chordata, Actinopteri, Cypriniformes, Cyprinidae. Gene Ontology annotation, cellular component: nucleus. The transcript is spliced from 8 exons. Gene Ontology annotation, molecular function: mRNA binding.
GAGCGGCAGCGCGAGCUCAGUACAACGAAGAGAACCCAACGAGUCCACAUCGCGCGACUCUAGCGAAGGGAGAGAAAGAGAAAGAAAGAGAGCGAGCCUGCACCUUAAAAUCAGCCGUUAUAUCUGGAGAGGGUCGCCGCAGCCUGGAGGGGGAACGAGGGAUUUGAUUAGCCACCGUUAUUUUUUUCUUUUGUGUUUUCUUUUUUUUUUCUUUUCUGGAGAAGGGAUUGUGAGCGUUUGUGUGCAAAGAUGAUGGUCGGGGAGAUGGAGGUGAAGGAGAGACCGAGGCCGAGUCCCGACUAUCUCAUGCAGUUAUUGAACGAGAAGAAGCUCAUGACGAGUUUACCCAACCUGUGCGGCAUCUUUACACACCUGGAGAGACUCUUAGACGAAGAGAUAACCAGAGUGAGGAAAGAUAUGUAUAACGACACAGUGAAUGGUCUGGUGGACAAACACCCCCUGGAGUUACCAGAGCCAGUGGGACCCAUCGUACAUCUGCAGGAGAAACUCUUCGUACCGGUCAAAGAGUAUCCAGAUUAUAAUUUCGUAGGGAGAAUUCUUGGCCCUCGUGGACUCACUGCAAAGCAACUGGAGGCAGAGACUGGCUGCAAGAUCAUGGUGAGAGGGAGGAGCUCAAUGAGAGACAGAAAGAAGGAGGAGCAGAACAGAGGGAAGCCAAACUGGGAGCACCUAAAUGAAGACCUGCACGUGCUGAUCACAGUGGAGGACACGCAGACACGUGCCGAGAUCAAGAUGAGAAGAGCUGUCGAAGAGGUCAAGAAGCUACUGGUGCCUGCAGCGGAAGGAGAAGAUAAUCUAAAGAAGAUGCAGCUUAUGGAGCUGGCCAUUCUGAACGGAACAUACAGAGACACCAACGUCAAAACGCCCACCCUUGCGUUCUCUCUUGCAGCAGCGGCAGCGGCCGCUCAAGGUCCGCGUUUGAUCGCGGCCCCUGCGGGUCAGGUCCUCCCCCCGGCCGCCCUCAGGCCCCCCACUCCGGCAGGGACCCCCAUCAUGAACAUCAUUCGGCCCACUCAGAUGGCCACUGUGCUACCCAACGGCACCCCUACCCUGGUGCCCCCGACGCCCGACGCGGGCAUUAUCUACACCACGCCCUACGACUACCCUUAUGCCUUGGCGCCCACGUCUCUGCUGGAAUAUCCCAUCGAGCACAGCGGAGUCCUAGGUAAGCGGGCGUGGGGGCUUGGCACUUCACCCUUCGGUAUCCCGCAAGAGGGUACUGCCGGGGUGUUUUACGGGGGCAUAUUGGAUGGGUCGUCACCCGGCCCAGUUCAGGACUCACUGAAAGGUGCAAUGGCUACUAAAGUGCGGAGACAUGAUUCACGGGUCCAUCCUUACCAAAGGAUAGUGACCACAGACAGAGCCGCCACCGGCAACUAACAAAUGACCUCUGAACUCUGAACUCUUCACCCAAUGAUGAGCCGCCCAAGCCUGCCUGCUGAUCAGAUUAACUGGUAAUUGCCUUUUGCUAGCCUGGUGGACGCAGAGAGAGAGGCACCUGUCCGAGCAGUGAUCCUAACAUAAACCAACAUAAAACACAACAACCCUCCAUACCAACACACGUUGUGUAGCGAUAACAACGAUGAUACUCUAUUAUUUUAUGUUGUUUUUUUGUUUUUUUAAUUAUAAUUAUAUUUCUUUCUUUUUCUUUUAAAUCUCAAAUGACUGGGUGGAUGUUAACAGCGAUGUUGCGUUACCCGAAAUCUGCACUGAAGUUUAAAAGCAAUAAAGAAGCGUCUUCUGCUAAUUCAGCCCUUAAAUGCAUUUAUGCUCCGAUUUAAAAAAGAAAAAAAGAAAAGAAAACCAACUUGGUGACCCUAGUUUUCAUCAGUCAUAACGCUAAACGGGGCAUCAGCAUCCAGAUUAUGUCUAUACGCCACCCCACCCAUUUAAACUGUCACCAUGACUAAUCAACAAAAGAAAAAGAAGGAAAGAAAUCUGCACUCACACCAACUUGUGUAUUUCCUGUCUUUCUCUGAUGUAAUCCUGUGUUUUUCAGUUGAUGAGUUUUACUGUGCUGACACAUUCUGGGUGUGCCUGUCCAGCUGACUUAGAGCAUGGCUACAAUGACAGACUGCAAAAAGCUUGUUUUGAUUUCUUCGUUCUGUUACUUCUCCCUAUUUUGUUUCUUAUGUUUCCAUGUACCUUAUUAGCGUUUGGCAAUACUUGCAGGUUUAAACACGCGCUGCUCGUUGCAGCAUCUGUGCCAGCUCAGUAGGGGGCGGUAGGCAGAGUCAGGCAGGGCAAGAGUUGUUUGGGGUGAAGUGUUUUUGGAGUUUUCAAAUCUAGGAUAUUCAGGGUUGGACAGCUGGGAUAUGAACCGGAAUCAGUUUACUGAACUAUGCCAUCCCAAAAACUCUCAACCCCUCCCCACAUACAGUGCCUGAACUUUCUACAAAUCUUUCUUUGAAUGAGCUGUGAGAUAAAAGACAAAAAAACAAACAAAAAAAAAAAGUAUUACGUGUGCGCAUUUAGCCAAAGGGUUUCCAUUUAAUGAAUUUCAUAUAUAUAUAUGAGUAUGUAUCUAACCGCCAAGGGUUCUGUCAUUUUAGUGUAGAGUUUGAGAAGGUUUGAUGUCAUGCCUGUAUCUGUGUUAUAACGGCAAAUCGUAACAUGAAUGAAAUGGUGAUUAAUUGUCCCACAAGACGCUAAUUUCCAAAAGCAAUGAACACUAAGGAAGAUGAAUGAGGUAGAACGGGGGAGGGUUUAACCUCACUGCUGUAUGUACACGUCUUUUUUUGGUUUACCUAAUUUUUUUUCUUUUUUUUUUUCGAGUUCUCUCCCCCUGUCAAAAAUUAAGCGAGUGGGAAGCGACUGUGAGUUAUUUAAAUUUCGUAUCAAAUAGCCCAUCCACAAUGUGUCCUGCACACCCUUAGCUACUGAGCCCACUCUCAUGUCUAUACACCCUCUCAAAAAAACAUAGGAUGUGAAAGCCAUGUCUGCCUGUUCGAAUUGCUUUAUACAUACAUGAUAUAUAUAAAAAAAUGUAUACAAAUGUAGAUAUCUCAUUGCAUAUUAAACAAAAAGAUCAAAAUUAGAUACUUUUACAGGGUGCUGGAGAAGAAAUAUAUAUUUUUGCCAAUUUUAGCUUUUUAUACUUAACUUGCAGUUACAAAAUAAGAAACAUAAUACAAAAAAAAUAUAAAAAACGUUUGUAGAAUAGUACAGCAAAGGUGGUAACGAAAUGUUGCGUGACUUUGGAUACUAUUGGCCAGAGGGGGAAAAAAAACAGACCGGCAUAGUUAAACCUUGGAACGUCGGAUAAACGCGUGUGACGUAACAGAAGAGUUAAGUUAGAGAGAAAAAAAAGUGCCUUACUGACGGUCGUUUCUUUUUCCGAGUGUUACAUUCUGUUCAAUAAUAUCCAGCACCGACUAUGAUAGCGCAGAGCGAGGAAGGAAAGAAGGAAGGGUUUGUGAAGAGGAAGCACCCCAAGAGUUAAACCACGAGGCUGUUGCAGUGUUGUGCCACUGAAUCUAUUCUAUGCAAAGGAAUAGCAGUCAUUUGACCAGCUAACUAUGUGCCAUGAUUCGUCUUCCCAAAAUGUUUUUUUUUCUCCUUUAAAAUCCCCUUUUGAACAAAGUGUUUUUCUUUCAAUUUUCCUGUAUUGUUCUAUAUUACGAGGACAAAAUCGGCAAUGCUGUCUAUGUAUUUGGUUACUGUGAUUAUUUUUUUGUCAUGAACAACUGCCAAUCAUCAUGUGGAAGUCUGCCAGGUGUUUUUAGAAGAAUUGGACUUGACCUGAAACCUCCAUUUGUUUCAAGAUUUGCAAACUGGAAUUUUUUCCACUCAUAUUCGCCAAAGCGUACUUUAUGCCAAGGAAGUGUUUAUGCGUUUUGUUUUGGUUGUAGGGAAGAGCUCACUUACAGUGCACAGAUCUGAGAAGAGCAAAUAAUGCAUGGAGAGGGAAAAUAGUAUUACUUAGAGGAAGGUCAUCUGCUAUAUCACAUAAGAGCCACAGUAUCAAAUCACAUGCUAAAGAUCAGAUCAGAUCCGCCCCCGAGCAGUUUUCAGUCGUUGAAACAACCGGAGGUGUUCAUCACAUUCAGUAAGAUUGCUUUCAACUUUGUGUUCUGUAACCCUGGCAGUCUCUAAUGUAGUCUUGUUCUUACUUUUGUUACACAAAGGUCAAUGUGUUUGUUUUUUCUCUUCUCAGUGUUAAAUACAUGUUUUUAACCAUAUUGAAAUAAUGAAAUGCAAUAUUAGAGAGGAGCAAAGAGACGACUACAGAGAAAUGGACAGUAUUAUCGAAUCCCCUCUGCCAUGUUACUACGUGCUGUUAAUGUUUUGGAGUUGGGUUUAGUCUAUCAGGUGUAUGGAGAAAUUCUUUUCUCUUCCACCUGCCUACUACAUGUGUAAUAAUGUAAAUUACAGCCAUUGUUACAGGUUUCUAAUGUAUUUUUCUAACUUCAUUUUCUAUGUACAAGUCAUUUUUUUCUGAUCUCCUUUUGUGAUGAGACCCACUACACUUUUUUUGUUUUUUGUUUUUCUCCAUGUCUUCUCCUCCGCCCUCCCUCUCGGCCCAUUCUUUACUCAGAUCUGUCUCUCAUUGGGAGCGUUGCCUUUUCCUACAGUUAUUUUGUUUUCUUGCUGAUUCUUUAGCUUGUUUAACUCAUUAGCAACUUAUUAGUUCCUCUUGUCAUAGGUAUUUUUACAUGCUUGCAUUUAGUUUUUAUGGUGUAUGCUGUUAUUUUUUUUCUUAUUAACCUCCUUGGCAUUUAUUUUAAUAAACAUUCUUAGUAAGAAUUUUACUAACUUUGCUGAUA